UUAACUAAUUAAUGAUUUUUCUAUUUCUAGUAUCAGAGUUAUCAACGCAAACUGCUUGAGGAGGACUUGAAUAAGAAAUGGCGCCGCAUCAUGCUCAACUCCUCGCCCGUUACACCAUUGGAACACUGUGAAUGGUUGAAUAAGCUCUUGACUCAAGUCUGGCCCAACUAUUUUAAUCCAAAGCUUUCAAGAAGGUUAUCCGCUAUAGUGGAGAAGCGGUUAAAGCUCCGGAAACCGAGCCUUAUAGAGAAAGUUGACCUGCGUGAGUUCUCGCUAGGAUCAUGCCCUCCAAGUUUGGGUCUUCAAGGGGUGCGGUGGUCAACUUCUGGUGAUCAGCGGAUCUUGAACAUGGGUUUUGAUUGGGACACUAGUGACAUGAGUAUUUUGAUGCUUGCCAAGCUUGCCAAGCCAUUGAUGGGAACUACCCGAAUUAUGAUUAACAGUCUUCAUAUCAAGGGUGAUCUCCUCAUUACACCAAUUCUAGAUGGAAAAGCCCUUCUGUAUUCAUUUUCAUCAAAACCUGAGGUGAGAAUUGGAAUUGCGUUUGGAAGUGGCGGAACAGAGGUGCCUGGUGUUUCUUCUUGGCUGGAGAAACUUUUUACCGACACUUUGCUUAAAACCAUGGUGGAACCUCGGCGCCGAUGCUUCUCUUUGCCGGCAGUGAAUUUAAGGAAAAGAGUUGUUGGAGGCAUUAUAUAUGUUACAGUGAUUUCAGCCAACAAACUUUCUAGGAGUUGCUUUAAGGGAAGCCCAUCUUUGAGGCAGCAAAAUGGCUGCUUGGAAGAAAAAUUGGAUGACAAGGACCUGCAGACAUUUGUGGAAGUAGAAGCAGAGGAAUUGACAAGGAGGACAGGUGUGAGCCGAGGUUCAACACCAACAUGGGAUGCAACGUUUAAUAUGGUAUUACAUGACAGUACAGGAAUUGUUCGCUUUAAUCUUUAUGAGUGCCUUCCCAGCAGUGUGAAGUAUGACUACCUAGCAAGUUGUGAAAUCAAGAUGAGGCAUGUUGAAGAUGAUUCGACAAUAAUGUGGGCAACUGGGCCGAACUCUGGUGUCAUAGCAACACAUGCAAAAGAUUGUGGAGAUGAAAUCGAAAUGACUGUUCCAUUUGAGGGGUCCAACUCUGGAGAGUUGAAGGUGAGAAUUGUAGUAAAAGAAUGGCAAUUUGCUGAUGGUUCACAUAGCUUGAACAGCCUCAGUACUAGCUCUCAGCCACCACUAAGUGAAUCAUCAAAUCUGCAGUCAAAAACUGGAAGGAAACUUAGGAUAACUGUUGUUGAAGCAAAAGAUCUAGCUACAAAAGACAAAUUUGGAAAAGUUGAUACAUAUGUCAAACUGCAGUAUGAAAAGACUAUCCAGAAAACCAUGAAUGCUCAAACUCCAAAUCCUAUUUGGAAUCAAUCAUUUGAAUUUGAUGAGACGGGUGGUGAUGAAUACCUAAAUGUAAAGUGCUUUACUAAUGAAGUUUUUGGAGAUGAAAAUAUUGGUAGUGCUCAUGUAAAUUUGGAGGGACUAGUAGACGGCUCAGUCAAGGAUGUGUGGAUCCCUCUGGAAGGAGCGAGUUCUGGCGAGUUAAGACUUAAGAUAGAAGUAGUUAAGGUGAAUGACCAAGAAGGAUCAAGGGAUACAGCUUCGAGCUCACACAAAGGUUGGAUAGAACUAGUUGUGAUUGAAGCAAGGGAUCUUAUUGCUGCUGAUCUUAGAGGGACAAGUGAUCCUUAUGUGAGGGUAGACUAUGGAAACUUGAAGAAAAGGACAAAGGUUAUUCCCAAGACUUUGAAUCCUCAAUGGAACCAGACCUUAGACUUCCUGGACGAUGGCAGUCUCCUUGUACUGCGUGUUAAGGACCAUAAUGCUUUACUGCCCACAUCAAGCAUCGGUGAAUGUGUUGUGGAAUAUCAAAUGUUGCCUCCAAACCAGAUGGUUGACAAGUGGAUACCUCUCCAAGGGGUGAAAAGUGGCGAGAUCCACAUCCAAAUUACAAGAAAUGUCCCUGAGAUGAAAAUGAGACAAGUUGUGGAUUCUGAACCUUCGUUAAGCACAUUGCACCAAAUUCCUACCCAGAUGAAAGAGAUGAUGAUGAAGUUUCGAUCGUUAAUAGAUGACGGAAAUGUUGAAGGACUGUCUAGGAUUUUGAGUGAGCUAGAAACUCUGGAGGACACUCAGGAAGGAUAUAUAGCGCAGCUGGAGACACAGCAAAUGAUGCUUCUCAGCAAAAUAAAGGAAUUAGGACAGCAGAUCAUCAAUUCUUCUCCAUCCCUUCAGAAUUAACUAAGUAGUCCUCCAAUCCAUUCAAGUAUAUUGCUUCAAUGAAUCAUCAUAGAUAGAUUAAUGUUGAUGUGUACAUGUGUAUCAGAGUUCCGCCUACUACUAACUAUGGAUUAAGACAAUCUGCUGUAUAACACUUACUCCGUCAAUAAAAUCUUAUUAAUGUAA
Arachis ipaensis is the source of this 2436-nucleotide messenger RNA. The record is from RefSeq and is a predicted model, not a curated record. NCBI's taxonomy places the organism in Eukaryota, Viridiplantae, Streptophyta, Magnoliopsida, Fabales, Fabaceae.